Rhopalosiphum maidis (corn leaf aphid) is the source of this 1229-nucleotide messenger RNA. RefSeq names its product alpha-crystallin B chain. The transcript is spliced from 4 exons. NCBI's taxonomy places the organism in Eukaryota, Metazoa, Arthropoda, Insecta, Hemiptera, Aphididae. Gene Ontology annotation, biological process: protein refolding; response to heat. Gene Ontology annotation, molecular function: protein folding chaperone. Bases 1 to 612 code for a protein of 203 amino acids. The record is from RefSeq and is a predicted model, not a curated record.
AUGGCACACAACACUGGCGUCAAGCGAGACAUCCCUAUCAAGUUGGGCGACUUCAGCGUGAUCGACUCUGAGUUCAGCAACAUCCGCGAGCGUUUCGACGCUGAAAUGCGAAAGAUGGAAGACGAGAUGACCAAGUUUCGUUCCGAACUCAUGAACAAAGAGUCGAACUUCUUCAAGACCACAUCCAAGACAUCACAUGUGGAAGAAAAGUCCUUCUCUCAAAACACAAUCUCGUCAAACCACAGUGAUUUGCCAGCCAGCCGACUAACUGGGGCUACACCUAGUGGUUGGGUCGAAAGCAUCAACUCGCCACUGAUUCAAGAAGAUGGCGACAACAAAAUGUUGAAACUCAGAUUCGACGUCAGUCAAUAUGAACCCGAGGAAAUCGUCGUCAAAACUGUCGACAACAAACUAUUGGUACACGCUAAGCAUGAAGAAAAAUCAGAUUCGAAAUCUGUGUACAGGGAAUACAACCGGGAAUUCUUACUUCCAAAAGGUACCAAUCCGGAAGCGAUCAAAUCAUCUCUUAGCAAAGACGGCGUGUUAACUGUUGAAGCACCGUUGCCUGCCUUAGGAGGGCCUGAUAAAUUGAUUCCAAUCUCGCAUCAUUAAAUAUUUUUCUAUCUAGUGAACCACUUUUAGAAUGCAUAAACAUUUUAAUUUUAAUUUUAAUAUCUUAAUUUUUAAUUAAUUCAUUUUUGAAAAAAAAAUGUUGUUUUUAAUUCCCUUCAAUAAGUCAUUAUAAUUUUUUGUUUCCAAUGUUAAAAACAACCAUACAAUAUAUAUAAUAUGUUAUCUAUGUAAACAGCGUAAAAAUUACAACAUAUAUUUAUUAUGAUACAAAUGUAAUAUUAUAGAGCUUUAAUGCUUUAUACAACGCGAUCACGUUGCACACCAUAAUAAUGUAUGCCAAACAAAAUUUACGCUAGUUCCUACAAUUGUUUCUGUAAUCACUGCAUUGAAGAUUGAAUAUAUUUUUAUACACAUAAUAUAUAUUUAGCUAGAUACACAACUUUAUGUUAUAACUUAUAUAAUAUAUUAUAUUAUGUUUCCAUGGUAAUGAAAAUAAGAAAAAUAGAUGCAAUUAAUUGGCUAAUGUAUUCAUUAACAUAUUAUAUAAUAUAUAAAUUCUGUUCGAUUGAGAAAACAAAGAAAAAUUGUAUUUUAAUAAUUAUUACUACAUUUUUAUUGUUAUAAUAUUAUCUAUACUAAUAUAAAUUAUUUGCCUU